This is a messenger RNA of Exaiptasia diaphana, 1877 nucleotides long. RefSeq lists its product as uncharacterized. The record is from RefSeq and is a predicted model, not a curated record. NCBI's taxonomy places the organism in Eukaryota, Metazoa, Cnidaria, Anthozoa, Actiniaria, Aiptasiidae. The annotation marks the transcript as partial. The transcript has 6 exons.
GUAGUUCUGGAAAGUUAUAACUUAAGUAAAAAACUUUCUUCAGGUAGAAUUUGCGAAAGAAAGCGUACUAUUUUAUGGCGUGACGAAAAAUAAGCGAAUAAGUGUCACGAACGUGAUGACGUCACACGUGUGCAAGUGAAUACAAGGGUUAUCAAGCCAUGUUGAAACAAACUGAUCGAUACGYAMACCAUAUUCCUUGCAAAAUAAAGUCAUGAAACCGAUACGAGURUUUGUGUACUUAUAUAUGUUACGCAAGUGACAGGCUCACAAAUUUCACAAUAGCAAAAAUUAAAGCUUUUACGGUCAUUUCUAUUCUGCUUUUGUAUAAGGACCUGUAAGAGAUGGCGAGUUCUAUUGCGGGUCAAAAGCGAAAACGUAGAUAUGGCAAACGAUGUGUAGUCAUGUUUUGUAACAAGACAAAUGAGGACGGCGUAAGCUUGCACCAAUUUCCAAAGGAUGCAAGCUURUGUCAAAAAUGGAAUAAGUUUGUUCUCGCCAAGCGCGAUGGAAAAGCGUGGAGCUCAGGAACGGGACACAUAUGUAGCGAUCACUUCGUAGAAAGCGAUUAUGAAGGUUACGGAGCGAAAAUAGCCGGUUUUUCUAGCAAGCUAGUGCUUAAAAAGGGUGCUAUCCCAUCUGUUCAACCAAGUCCAACUCCCGAUCAACUUCAGAAGGCUCGUAAGCUGGCUUUUGGCACGCCAUCGCAAGGAACUUCGAAAGACGAUACGGACGUCACCCCGAAAAGACGUACUGAUCGAGGUGCAAGCGCUGUCACUAAACUGCGCGCCCACCGGGUGAGUUUUACCAUGAAGCAAAUAGAGUUUUCUCCCGAUGUCGAAACACAAGAAACUUCCAUUAUUGAACCUAUGGCAGCUGCUUAUGGCAUGGAUAGUGUAGAUAUGUCAAACUCAGAUACCUCGAUUAGUGAUUGUCAUAGUACCCGUCGUUCCCCGGUAACGGCAAAUAAAGCCACACAAAAAUCUUACCAAAGACCAGAAAGAAGGAGCAAAGCUAUCGAAACAGAGUCUCAGGAAUUCAAAAAAGAACUAAAAGAAAUAGGUGUGCAGUGCAAUCUUGUAAGUCUUCCCCCGCUUGGUACAGUCGAGUGCAGUCAAACUGACUCUGAUGAUGAUGACGAUGGCAAUGAUGAAGGGGAAAUGUACUGCCCACUCACCUCUGAUAGCGAUGAAGAAAUGAAAGAAACGAAAGAAAUGACUUCAGAGGAACAGGAAAAACUAAAAGGAUCCAGAAAAUACCAUACCGAAAGGAAGUAUAUAGUUUUUGAAAGUUAUUUGUUAGAGUUGUUCCGCUGGUGUCCAGUUUGCAAUGGCCCAUCYGAAGGGAAGAUUGUUGAUACAAUGGGCACUUUUAUCAAAAUAGUCCAAAAAUGCAAAGACGCUGAUUGUCAGCAGGAAAAAGUGUGGACGAAUCAGAAUUUCGUCCGGACAAUGCCAGUUGGAAAUCUGCUUUUAUCUGCAGCAAUACUAAUGUCAGGUCUUCCCACACAAAAAACACUGAGAAUGUUUCGCUUUAUGAAUAUUGCCUGCGUGUCAAGAUCUUCGUUUUACCGGCACACCACCAAUUAYGUUACUCCAACUAUCGUGCAGUGCUGGAAAGAAGAACAACGAUCGCUCUUACAAAAGAUGCGAAAUGAGGGGAAUGACCUUAUCCUCUCUGGUGAUGGAAGAUGCGAUUCGCCAGGGCAUAGUGCUAAAUUUGGCUCUUACACCGUCAUCGAGCAGAAGACAAAUCGCGUUCUCGAUUUCCAACUUGUGCAGAGCAAUGAAGUAAAGAACAGCUCCUGGAUGGAAGUGGAGGGUUUAAAGAGGAGUGUGGCACUCUUCGAAACUCAGAAUUUGUCAAUAGACAUAUUAAUA